AUGGCGGACACGUCCACCGACAAUCAGCCAGAGCCAGCUCCACCCACAGAUAUGGUGGGUGCUGACAGUUUUGGCGAUCUACUAGCACAACUAUUACAAUCACUACCUGCGGAGGCGUCGCGGCUCUUCCUUAUGGCGCUAAGCGGCCUCUCACCAAGCGAAAGUGCUGAGCUUUGUCGCUACGUUGACCGCCUACGGGAUGAGAAACAAUUUCGCGUGAUAAAAGCCAUGGCCGAGUCCACUGUUGACGGCAAAAAGAAGUUUAUUUUGAAUUUGCGCAAAAAAUUUAUUGCACAGGAAGCCAAAUUGGCGGAAGAUCGUGCGCAAGAGGAGCAGAAUAUGGAGACUUACUUAAGGCGUAAGCAUGCACUUACUGCUGUUAACAAGUUUCAUUCAUUGAAUGCAGUCAUUGGUCCUGAUAGUGCAGAUAAUGAUGGUCAUAAACUGACUUCACAACAGUUGGCCGGAAUGCCAAAUGCAGAUGGAGUCGUUACUGGUCGCUCACUUUCUUCAUCGUCAGUUGUAAUUUCUAAGGAAGACAUUUCUCUCGUUGGACGGUUACUUAGUAAUUCACACAUUGGAGAUUCCGAAAAGAAUCUUCGUGAACUGGAGAUCAACAAAAAGGGAUUUACGAUAGGUGAUAAGAGCGCAACAACUGCUACACAAGAACAGAACACAGCGUCAAAGCGAGAUCGUCCUCAGAGCACUCAUGCGCUUAUUGAAGGCGAGCAAAAGCCCACACAGCGUACCCGUCAUGAUGCAAGCACACCAGAGGCUUCAUCAAGCUUCAAUGUCGAAAGAUUUGAUGAAAACACUGAGAAUGGGGAAAAUCCCGAAGCCCCUACAACCAAACGAUGGACGAAAAGUCAGGAUGCAGCCCUUCGAGAAAGCGUUCGUGUCCACGGAGAGAAAAAUUGGAAGGCGAUCGCCGAACUCGUGCCUGGUCGAAAUCAUGCGCAGUGUUUGCAGCGCUGGCGCAAGGUUCUGAAACCCGGUCUUGUGAAAGGUCAUUGGUCUUUCGAAGAGGAUCAAGUUCUUGAGUAUCUUGUGACACAGGGAUGCAACAAUUGGGGUCAAAUCGCAGAGCGUAUACCGGGACGCACACCGAAACAGUGUCGUGAACGAUGGAAGAACCACCUGGAUCCAGCUAUUAAUAAAGGCCCUUACACCGAAGAAGAAGAUUCUGUGAUCCUCACUGCACAGGCGCGGCUUGGUAAUAAGUGGUCACAGAUUGCUCAACUUUUAAAAGGACGUACCGAAGAUUCUGUCAAGAUUCGCUGGAAAUCACUCAAACAGAACCCAAGCAAGGCUGCAGCAUCGCACGCUCAGCACAAGAAAAACCAGCAACAAGCACAAGCUGCUGCUCAACAUGCGGCAAUGGAUUACCACAAUUCGGCACUUAUGAGACAGCGACAGUUGCAACUAUUGCAGCAACAGCAACAUCUUCAGGUGCACAAUAAUGCCGAAGCCGUACAACAGCUUGACCAACAACAGCAUAUGCAGCAAAUGCGUCUUCACGAAAAAAUGCUGCAGCAAAUGCAACAAGGUCGGCACAUUAGCCACGUUGCCAUGUUGACAGAGGAUCUCAAGGUUGAAUCGUACCAGCCAAAUCGCGCUAUGCUCAUGGGUCACUCGCCUGGUGGUGACGCAAACCUCUACGCCGCCGCUGCUUAUGCCCAACAGUCUUAUGUUCCUCCGCAGCAAUAUAACGGCCAGGGCUUUGUUGCGACUAAUUGCUAUGAUCCUCGAAAUUACGAACGAUCAACACCUAAAUUUGCAAAUACGUCGCCAGUUCAUCAGACCGACCACCACCAGCAGGAUAAUAGUGACACGUGGCUUCAACCUUCAACACCUGCAGCAAACGGUGAAAUUGAUCAGCAACAACGAAGUCGACGGUCUCAACAUGUAAGCUCUAACGGCUCCAUUCUGUGGGAUCCCUAUUCGCGACAAGACGCAUCUCAAUUGAGCCCAUUAAGUCUACAGGCGCUGUUGCAAGAUCCGUCACGAGGGGGCGAACUAGACUCGAGUUUCUACCAGCCUGUAGAACAGCAACCGGAAGAGGCUGUUGCUUUUACCAUUGGCGACUCAAGCUUUGGUAGUACGCCAACAUUGACGUUUCCGCACACGCAUGCACUGUAA
Molecule: messenger RNA, 2139 nt
Organism: Plasmopara halstedii
Lineage: Eukaryota; Oomycota; Peronosporomycetes; Peronosporales; Peronosporaceae
Product: myb-like dna-binding
Exons: 4
Coding region: 1-2139 (712 amino acids)
Biological process (GO): regulation of DNA-templated transcription
Cellular component (GO): nucleus
Molecular function (GO): RNA polymerase II cis-regulatory region sequence-specific DNA binding; DNA-binding transcription factor activity, RNA polymerase II-specific
Source: RefSeq, a predicted model, not a curated record